GCAUUCACUCGUAAAAUGGGGAAUACAAAGAGUAGUGCACUGUCUAAGGAACUUUUAGAAGAGCUAAAAUCAAACACAAAAUAUUCCGAAGCGGAGCUGUGCACUUGGUACCAGUCGUUUUUGAAAGAAUGUCCCAACGGGAAGAUUAGCAAAGAGCAAUUUGAGGGGAUAUACGCCAGUUUCUUCCCCAACGCGGAUCCGACGGCGUACGCGCGACACGUUUUCCGCAGUUUUGACACGAACGCGGACGGAACGCUCGAUUUUAAGGAGUACAUCGUGGCCCUGCACCUCACGUCCGGAGGAAAGACUCUGCAGAAGCUGGAGUGGGCGUUCGCUCUGUACGACGUGGACGGAAACGGGACCAUAAGCAAAAACGAGAUACAAGAGAUCGUAAGGUCGAUAUUCAACAUGAUCCCAGAGGAGGACCAGAAGAACCUGCCCGAGGACGAGAACACUCCGGAGAAGAGAGCGGAGAAGAUCUGGAACUAUUUUGGGAAAAAGGACAACGAUAAAAUCUCAGAGGGAGAGUUCAUUCAGGGCGUGAUGGACAACAAGGAAAUCCUGCGUCUGAUCCAAUACGACGAGCCGCAGAAAAUCAAGGACAAACUGAAGGAGAAGAAGAACUGACUCAGACUCUCCACUGGGGGCGCUCUCUCGGGCUCCGGAAAUGUGUUUAUUUUUUACGCAGAGGCUCAUCU
Molecule: messenger RNA, 698 nt
Organism: Periophthalmus magnuspinnatus
Lineage: Eukaryota; Metazoa; Chordata; Actinopteri; Gobiiformes; Gobiidae
Gene: rcvrna
Product: recoverin a
Exons: 3
Coding region: 16-627 (203 amino acids)
Molecular function (GO): calcium ion binding
Source: RefSeq, a predicted model, not a curated record